AUGCAGGGCCAGCCGGGUUCAACUGCGAGGCCGACGCCCAACCGCCGAGACCUGCGCAAGUAUGCCCGGCUCUUUGUGAAGACGGACCAGGAUGGCGACGGCUUCGUCAGCAGUGACGAGGCAUAUUCUCUAUUUACGAAGUCGCAGCUGCCAGAGCAUACUCUGCAACAAGUUUGGGUUUUAUCCAAUGUAAGUGGGAGUGGCAUGCUGAGCUUCCCAGAGUUCAUCGCUGCCAUGCACCUGAUACGCGAAGCUCGCCAGACACAGCAGAGCCCAACGGCCAUCUCGGGGGAACUUUCAGCCUUCCUCGGGGGUAUUUCGGAGUCUGCACAGGAUUUGUCUUUGGAAGGAAACUCGCGGUCUGCCCGUACCUUGCGGUCGCCCGUGGCCUUCCAGGGCGCGGGCUCCAGCCCGCAUUUCGGCCACGCCCUGCCCGCCGCGCCCGCCGAGUCCUUCGGUCUUAGCCACUCGCCGGAACUGCCGGAGUUGCCACAGACGCCGUUCCAGCCCGAGCCCGAGGAUCCCGCGGCCGGUCUCGAGGAUGGCAAGAAGAAGAAGGGUCGGAAGAAGGACAGAAAGGAGAAGAAGGAGACACCUGGUCCGGAUCAGGGUCAGCCUGAGGUCUCGGAGCCUUGGGACUCGGGCAAGGUCGGUUCUGCAGCCGAACCCGACUUUGGAAGUGCAGCUGCCAACUGGACCACUUUUGGAGACCAGCACACUCCUCCCGAAGCUGGCAAGGAGAAGAAGGAGAAGAAGGAGAGAAAGGAGAGGAAAGACAGAGACAGGGGACAGCAAUGGGACAAAGACAUUAAGGACGACGGGCAGACGAGGUUUCAGCCUCAAGCAAGCGCAGCUUGGCCGUCCACCGACGAACACUGGUCCAAACCUCUGCCUCCGGAAAAUCCAUCUUUAGGUGGCUUCGGUGGCUUCGGAACAGCUGGCGGAGCUUUACAAGCGAGUCAACCUCAAACCCGCAUGGGCCUGCGCUUUGACUUAGACUUCGGCAAGAAUGCAGAUCCUGACUACAUGGCGAGGCUGCAGGAGAUCCAUCUUCGUCCGGACUCACCUCCCGUGACCUCUCCCAAAAAGGCCGAAGCUGAUGGGUGGGCAGGGCGCCGACAUGAUGGGCACUUCGAGAAGAGGUACGAGACCGCCUACAAGCACAUGGGGGAUUACGCCAGCCCCGCACUUCAUGUUGCACUGAUGGGUUUCCGCUCGGCCCAAACCCAGGCCCAGGCCCCGGCAGUGCUGCCGGAACCAGGGAGGCCUUUUCUGAAGACAAUGACACCCCACUUCACAGUGCAGCCACCCAUGCCACCCACGAGGGUUUUGGAGGUCGGGAAAGAGGCAAUGACCCGAAGCCUGGGACGUCUGACUUUUGCACCCAUGACGGCUGCCUGA
This is a messenger RNA of Symbiodinium sp. CCMP2456, 1401 nucleotides long. The record is from the annotation of a GenBank genome assembly. Lineage: Eukaryota; Dinophyceae; Suessiales; Symbiodiniaceae.